ACAGAUACAAUUCUGACGAAAAUGUCUUGCCACGACGAACCUAUCGACCUCACUGCCGACGACGACGACGAAGAGAUUCAUCUACUCGCUCCUCAGCGUUCUCUCCUCCUUAAGCAACAACCACAGCAGUCUCGAGCUUCAUUCUCCUUCAUGGACUCGCCACCAAAGUCUCCCAGUAUAUUCACAUCACAACACCAGUAUCAUCCUCCUUUCGCCGGUCCUUCAAGUUCUUCAGCUUUUUUUCCAGAUAGGCAUCAAGCACCGCGUCUUCCUCCACUUCCAUCGCUCCCAUCCCAAUCCUCGCGUUCCUCCGAUAGUGUUUCUAAAGUCAUUGAUCUCACAGGUUCAACGCCUUCGCCACCACCACCACCACUCUCUCAUGUAUCACCCUCCUUCUUAAUUCCUUACGAGGAACUUUCGCCCAGAACUCCGGUUUGCAUUGGUCAAUUACAUUCUCAGGCAUUGAUUCUUUACCCCUGUGAAUACGUUCACACUACCGAUCUUUCAUGUGAAGAAUGGGUGCCAGUCAAGUUUGAGUACGAGUACGACCCUAGCAAGCCACGCCCAGAGACGCUUCAUAUCAAGAGUUUUCCGGUUAGAAGUCCGACUGGUCAGACGAUCGAAGGAGAAAGAUUCGGAUUUGCAGAUCAGAAAACCGCAAUCACUGUUGGUGGGAUGCUUUCUAGAGGUUUGGUUAGGUUGGAGGCGAAAGUUAGAAAAGGACUUUCUUCUCAUCCCGUUCUUCCCUUGCUGAUGCUGGUGUACACACCCAAAGGGAAUGUACCGGCCGUUGGAAGCCACUUGUCCAUUAAUCAACUGAUGCUCGAUCACCCCACUCAUGCCGUCGACCUUUACAAUCUCAAGGGCAAGUAUUAUCACAAUCCUCACAAUCCUCCGCCUGGGGGAUACAAUCACGUUCCGCCUUUUUAUCGGCCUCCGCAGCGUUGGAAUGCGCCUGUUGUAGCGUCACAUAGUGUGGAGGUUCAGCGCAGUCAGCUCGAUAAUGUUUUCGAGACUAUGAAAGGUAACGAAGAUCUAGCGGAGACGAAGCCCGCCCCCGAAAUUUGUACACCACUCUACCCUCAUCAGAAAAAGGCUUUGACGUUCCUACUGGAGCGCGAACACGAGAAGGUAGACGGAGAUGUUACUUUCCCCUCCCUCUGGGAUAAACAUGUAAACCCCUUGUCUCAACAUACAACGUGGGUCCACAAGAUAACACAAAAGGAAGUUUACGAAGAACCCAAAGACGCUAAAGGGGCAAUUCUUGCAGACGAUAUGGGCCUUGGGAAAACAAUAUCCUGUAUUGCUCUCAUCGCCGCCACUAUGAACUCCGCCAGGACGUUCGCCAACUCGCCUCUGGAUAUGCUAACACCUCCUCAUGGAAUACACGGAGCUCCUGAUUCUUCUCAUUUCGAAGGCACCGUUUGGGGGAUGCCGAGUACUAUGGUUGGCCCUAUGAAUGCUAAGGAAAAGGCCAGAUCUCAAAAACUUCAGGAGAAAUACGAGUCGGCUCUGAGCAGGGUAUCACGUAUCAAGGCGAAAAGCCGGGCCACACUUAUUGUAUGCCCGCUGUCGACUAUAUCUAAUUGGGAGGACCAGUUACGCGAACAUUGGAAAGGGGAGGUGCAUGUCAUAGGUGGCGGGGCUUCUGGUUCACAAACCUCUUCUUCAGCUACAGCGUCUUCAUCUGCAACGCCACGAGCCGGUACACCGUUGGCCAAUGUCGCAUCACUCUCUGUGUCUUCGUUGAAUGGUGACACUAAAUCUUCAGUCAAAUCAUGUCGCGUCCGCGAAGGUCCACCAUUACGCGUCUACGUCUACCAUGGGAACGCUCGCAGACCGGACCCGAGCUUUCUUGCGGAUUUCGAUGUUGUCGUGACCACAUAUGCAACACUGGCCUCCGAAUACUCAAAGCAAAAUAAGAGUAUCGUUAACCACGAAGCGGAAGAGGAUGGGAACAAUAGUGCUGGUGUGGACAGCGAUGGCAUAGAAGUGGACGAGCUCGGGAAUCCUGUCGGCAAACUACCCAAAGCGAAGAAAAGGAAGAAGCCAUGUGGCCCUUGUCCGAAUGAAGCUACUAGUCCUUUGCAGAGCGUACAUUGGUUCCGCGUUGUACUCGAUGAAGCACACGCGAUCAAGGAAACAAACACGGUUGGUUGUCGAGCCUGUUGUGAUCUUAUGGCGGACCGCCGUCUGUGCCUCACCGGAACACCCGUUCAAAAUAAGCUCGACGACGUUUUCGCUCUCAUCAAAUUCCUUCGAUUGUCUCCGUUAGAUGAUAAAGUUAUUUGGACGGAAUUCGUCGGUACCCCAGUCAAGUUUGCCCACAGGGAUGGAUCACUCCGAUUACGGAUUGUCAUGCAACAUAUCACUUUACGGCGCACUAAGGAGUCGGAAAACCAGAGCGGCCAAAAGAUUCUCAAUCUCCCCCCUCGACGCGAUGAACUUCGGUAUCUUGAUUUUGAUGAACAAGAGCAGAAAAUUUAUAGCCACUUUUACAACCAGUCUAAAGCCGAAUUUGAUGAAUUGUCAAAGCAAAAUCAAGUCAUGAAGAAUUACGUUGGAAUCUUGCAACGGAUCCUCCGUCUGCGUCAAAUUUGUGAUCAUUUCGAACUAGUGGAGGGAAAAGAACUCGAUGGUCAGGUCCUGGGAUCUUCAUACGAAGAUCUUACCUCUACCAUUGAAAAGGACGGCCUGAACGAAGCACGUGCUCAUGCAAUUUUCUGGAUUCUCCGGGAGGCUGCAACUACACAGUGUGUCGAAUGCGGUGCAGAGCUCUGCGCAACGGUGGAACCAGCUCAAACAGACGGGACUGACCUGGAUACCUGCUCUGCUCCUGGCACAAAGCGACCACGGAAGUCAAGGAACUCAUCAUCUCGUGCCCCAACACGAGCCAACAGCCCAACUAGUGGGACACCAGGCACUGGUGGAGGCCACCGCGCCGUCCUGACACGUUGUCAGCACUUAUACUGCCUAUCAUGUUAUCGCAGCUGCGUAUGCAUGGGCUGGCCGAAUGUGCCUUCUGACACCGUGCGACCGUGCUCGGCAUGUCAGGCUCCGCUACACCAAAGCGACGCAUUGGAAAUCAAAUCCGAUAUAUUGUCUGGCGAUGUUGGCACAGUCGGACCCGGGGCUACGCCGAAGAAGAAGCCACGGAAACGAGAGAAGAAACCUCGGCUACCUGAUGGUUCACAUCUCUUAACGUCAACCAAAAUCAAAUCAUUACUUGUCGAUUUGAUGCAGUUCUCUAGAACGAACCCUCACUCUUGCAAUUACGAUUCCAGCUGUGUCGAGAUACAGAUGAUCGAUGAGAAAGGAAAUGAGCUUAACGAUAACAUUGUUAAGACCGUCGUUUUUUCGCAGUGGACUACUAUGCUCGAUAAAGUAGAAGAUGCGUUGGAAGUUGCAGGUAUCCGGUAUGAUCGUUUGGACGGUACGAUGAAGCGAGACGACAGAACACGGGCGAUGGAGGCCUUGAAAUACGAUCCUGGUUGCGAAGUACUUCUUGUCAGUUUGAAAGCCGGAGGUGUUGGCCUAAAUCUCACCGCGGCACAGAGGGUGUACCUCAUGGAUCCUUACUGGAAUCCCGCUGUGGAGAAUCAAGCUAUAGAUCGAAUACACCGUUUGGGACAAAACAAGCCCGUCACUACUGUCAAGCUAAUAAUAAAAGAUUCAAUUGAGCACAGGCUCCUUGACGUUCAGAAGAAAAAGAUGGAGCUUGCGAAUCUCACGCUUGGUGAAAAAGGUUUCACGAAGGCCGACCUACUCAAACACCGUAAAGCAGAAUUGGACCAUAUGUUUACUUAGAAUGUUGUGUAUUAUCUAGAUUAUUGACUUACUUUCUGAACACUGUUAUCUGUACACUGUAUGCCAUAAUAUAUAACCUUUCAUAAUGUACAUAAUUAUACUCUUCGCCCUAUAGACGACAUGCCGAGAAUCUGCAAACACA
Molecule: messenger RNA, 3949 nt
Organism: Marasmius oreades (fairy-ring Marasmius)
Lineage: Eukaryota; Fungi; Basidiomycota; Agaricomycetes; Agaricales; Marasmiaceae
Exons: 9
Coding region: 22-3807 (1261 amino acids)
Molecular function (GO): ATP binding; ATP-dependent chromatin remodeler activity
Source: RefSeq, a predicted model, not a curated record